This is a messenger RNA of Periconia digitata, 882 nucleotides long. The record is from the annotation of a GenBank genome assembly. NCBI's taxonomy places the organism in Eukaryota, Fungi, Ascomycota, Dothideomycetes, Pleosporales, Periconiaceae.
AUGUGCAUAACUUUCCCACCCAUGCCAGUUGCCCAGUGCCCGCCAUGCACAGGUUGCUCCGCCAUGCCUUUUGUGCUCCUCCGCCAGGCAUGCGUGACACUAGAUUUGUACAGAACGGUGAUGACGACGACUCUCAAUCAUGUAGGUAUACAGGUACAUGACAGGCCCAGCCUAUAGCUGCCCGGAAAAGGGCGGCGGCGUAGUGAAAUGCUGGUAAUCUCUCUUGCUUCAGUACAUGAUGGUGGUACUGUGUAGCAGGUAUAGCCAUAUAGCCAUCGCUUCCAUCAUUAGUCACUCAAUCACUGGAUCAUGUAGGAUUCGCCUGCCUUGUUGACUUUUCCUGAUUUCUUUUCUUUUUGACUCUCUCCUUCUUUUCCCCUUCUCCCUCACUUCGCAUCUAACCGCUUGCCCGUCUCCGUCUCCCCCACUCUCAAAAGGGUCUUCUCGACCGUUGUUUUGUUUUUCAGCCCAGCGCGCUGCUAGCUGCUGCUGCUAAGAGUCAGCCCCGGUUUCGCGGCGGCUUGCUCCACCCUUUCGUUGGUGUGGUGCUGCCCGGCUGGCUGUCAUCAGCCCGAGCCCUAAACCUCUGCAGCUAACUUGCAGUGCCUCCCCCCAGGAGAGAGCCUGAGCACAGGCCGCCGCCGCUGCUUCUGCUGAGCCUUCGUCCAUUUCGCGCGGACUUCGUCCUCUUCUUCUCGUUGAUUCCCAUUGCCAGUCCCCGGCGGAUACCACCACCGCGAGGGCUUCCCCACCCAACUUCCUCCCCCUCCUCCCAAGCGCUCCCACAGAAUGUAUAUCCCCAACACCACAUGGACGCGCGCCUUCAUGAUCACGGCCAUUAUCCAGGCCGUGGUCGGCAUCGGCCUUGAAGCAUAUGUCUUU